Emys orbicularis (European pond turtle) is the source of this 738-nucleotide messenger RNA. It is a transcript of the gene IL22RA2, whose product is annotated as interleukin 22 receptor subunit alpha 2. Bases 1 to 738 code for a protein of 245 amino acids. The transcript is spliced from 5 exons. Gene Ontology annotation, cellular component: plasma membrane. Lineage: Eukaryota; Metazoa; Chordata; Testudines; Emydidae. Gene Ontology annotation, biological process: cytokine-mediated signaling pathway. The record is from RefSeq and is a predicted model, not a curated record. Gene Ontology annotation, molecular function: cytokine receptor activity; protein binding.
AUGCUCUCCAUCCAUGCAGCUGCUCUUCUAACCGUGCUGAUUAAACACUACCCCCUGUACUUAUUGAUAAAUUUGCUUUGGACUGGUGUAACUGUUUCAGGAAAUCGAGAAUUGCAGGAAUUAAUUAAACCACAAAAGGUCGAAUUUCACUCAUUAAACUUCAACAAUACCUUGCAUUGGCAGCCUGGGAGGGCUGCCACAGGUGACAUUAUCUACUUUGUGCAGUACAAAGUGUAUGGGCAAAGCCAAUGGAAAAAUAAAGAAGAAUGUUGGGGUAUUCGUGAAGUUUUUUGUGACCUAACACAUCAGACAUCUGAUAUCAGAGAACCUUAUUAUGGCAGAGUGAAAUCUGUUUCAGCUGGAGUCCAUUCAGAUUGGAACACCAGCAGCAGAUUUACUCCAUGGAGGGAAACAAAGAUAGGACCUCCAUCAGUAAAUGUGACUCCUAGAAACAAAUCCAUAAAAUUAAAGCUCCAGGCUCCAAAUUCACCUUAUACAAGGAGAAGAGGCAGCAAGAUACCAAUGACAAACUAUUAUGAUCUAUUAUAUCGAGUGUUUCUAAUCAACAACAUGCUAAAUGAAAAAACCAAAAUACUGGCGUAUGAAGGAACAGACAAAGUUGUUAAAAUAGAAGAUUUGAAACCUGAAGUCAGCUACUGUGUAGUGGUUGCAACCUACUUGCCAGUGCUGGACCGCAGCAGUGUGUACAGCAGUAAGAAAUGCACGGUACCCCUAUGA